AGUCCGAGCCAGAGACAACGAGAUCUGGAGCUGCGCGGAGCAGGACGCCGAGCAUCCUGGAGCCCAGCUUCAACAUGUCCGUUCCUGGGGCAAGACCAUGCAGCUGGGCGCGGCCCUGGUGCUCGGGGCGGCCCUGUGCCUGGGGUGUGGCCAGCCCCUGGCUGGGGCCCCUGAACACCCCUUCUCCGUGCUGUGGAACGUGCCCUCGGCACGCUGUAGAGCCCGCUUUGGUGUGCACCUGCCACUAGCGGCCCUGGGCAUCACUGCCAACCGUGGGCAGAGUUUCCACGGGCAGAACAUCACCAUCUUCUACAAGAACCAGCUCGGCCUCUAUCCCUACGUGGGGCCCAGGGGCACAGCUCACAAUGGGGGCAUCCCGCAGGCUGUGCUCCUUGACCGCCACCUGGCACGCGCCGCUUACCAGAUCCGCCGCAGCCUGAGGCCCGGCUUUGCCGGCCUGGCGGUGCUGGACUGGGAAGAAUGGUGUCCACUCUGGUCUGGGAACUGGGGCCGCCGCCGAGCCUACCAGGCAGCCUCGUGGGCGUGGGCACAGCAGGUAUUCCCGCACCUGGGCCCCCAGGAGCAGCUCCGCAAGGCCCGGGUAGCCUUUGAACAAGCAGCGCGAGCCCUGAUGGAGGGCACCCUGCAGCUGGGCCGGGCACUGCAGCCCCGGGGGCUCUGGGGCUUCUAUCACUUCCCGGCCUGUGGCAAUGGCUGGCACGGUAUGGCUUCCAAUUACACAGGCCACUGCCACCCAGCCGCCCGUGCCCGAAACACCCAACUGCAUUGGCUCUGGGCCGCCUCCAGCGCCCUCUUCCCCAGCAUCUACCUCCCGCCCAGGCUGCCGCCCGCUCACCACCAGGCAUUUGUGCGACACCGCCUGGAGGAGGCCUUCCGUGUGGCCCGCUCUGGGCACCCCCACCCCCUGCCGGUCCUGGCUUACGCCCGCCUCACGCACCAGGGUUCUGGAAGGUUCCUGUCCCAGGACGACCUCAUGCGGACCAUUGGUGUGAGCGCAGCGCUGGGGGCAGCCGGCGUGGUGCUCUGGGGGGACCUGAGCCUCUCCAGCUCCGAGGAGAAGUGCUGGCACCUUCAUGACUACCUGGUGGACACCCUGGGCCCCUACGUGAUUAACGUGACCAGGGCGGCCACAGCCUGCAGUCACCAGCGGUGCCAUGGCCAUGGGCGCUGUGCCCGGCGAGACCCAGGACAGCUGGAAGCCUUCCUGCACCUGCAGCCAGAUGGCAGCCCUGGAGCCUGGGAGCCCUUUAGUUGCCACUGUUACUGGGGCUGGGCGGGCCCCACCUGCCAGGAGCCCAGGCCGACGCCAGGGCCUCAGGAAACAGCAUAAAGCCAGCGGUCACCUGCUGUGACCCUCUUGUCCCUGCUGCCAUUUCGCAGUCCUUGAGGAUUCUGUCUCACUCUUGUUCUAUUUAGCUUAACAGUCCUCUCAUCCACACACCCUACCUCCCAUGGGAUCCCUGGGGAGUGGAAGGGGCCAGAAAAAAAUUUCCACUGUUUUAAAACCAGAGGCCCUCUGAGAUCACCUGACCCCUGCUACAAAGGCAGCUGUCCUAGGGAGAGAGUCAAGGUUCCAGAUGGUUAGGGUGCCAGCCCAGGGCUCUGUCCCUACACAUCACUGGGUCCAUGGAGAUGCCGAAGGAAGGGGACCUGUCCAAGGGCAGGUGGGUCUCAAGAUCUUGACUAAGGUCUGUACGUGCUAAACUGCUGUCUGUACUUUGCUUUCAUCAUAAAGUCACUCUUUCCUUCGCUGCCUGA
This is a messenger RNA of Myotis brandtii (Brandt's bat), 1779 nucleotides long. RefSeq names its product hyaluronoglucosaminidase 3 (gene HYAL3). Gene Ontology annotation, cellular component: acrosomal vesicle. The transcript is spliced from 4 exons. The record is from RefSeq and is a predicted model, not a curated record. Lineage: Eukaryota; Metazoa; Chordata; Mammalia; Chiroptera; Vespertilionidae. Gene Ontology annotation, molecular function: hyalurononglucosaminidase activity. The coding region runs from base 98 to 1351 and encodes 417 amino acids. Gene Ontology annotation, biological process: carbohydrate metabolic process; hyaluronan catabolic process.